AUGUCUUUCCAAACGAAACCAAGCUUCAUCCACCACGGCACCUGGGAUGAAUCAACCCGCUCCCACCCCGCCAUGAAAUGGAUGGAAGACUACGCUAACGCCGUCGACGCCCACAAAGCAUUCGACAACGAGCCCUACUCUAAUUGGUUUUCAUCCUCGCACAUCCUCACCAAAUCCACGGGCGAAACCAUCUCCGGCGGCGCCGCCUCCUGGACAACACUCGCCAAAGAGCUCUACGCGCCCUUCAUCUCGCAUCUGCACGACCCGUUUCUCCUCGUAUGCUGGGAAAACGAGGAAGGCUGGGAAAUGUUUGGCGCCGCGACGCUGUAUUGGAAUUUGGCUGUUAGCGGAGAUGGGCAGAAGGUGAAGGACCGCAAGGGUAGGGAGUGGGAUGGCGCGGUCCCAGCAAGCUAUAAGUUUACCCAAUGUAUCAAGCACCAAACCGCUUGCCGCUAUUCAGAGACGGAAGCGAGGGUCGUUAGAAAAAGGUACGAAGACCUCAAAACUCGCAUGACGGCUCACGAAGAGCUUUUUGAACUUUUGCGAUCUAUGCCCGAACCAGAAGCGAAAGAAGUGUUUCAACGUGCUCGAUCCGGUGUUAAGAUCGAAGAGAUCCUUGCUCAUGUCAAGAACGGAAGUCUACUUAUGCAGCUGGCCGUCGCACCUGAGACCAACCGCCGCUACGAAUUUCCAUAUCGCUCAGAGAUGCCGAUGCAUCUGCUCGUUCCAGACAACCAAUACUUGGAUUCUAUAGUGUACGGCUCCUUGUCGGGUCUGUACCGAUCGGACCAUACUGUAUCCUCACGCCAUCUAGGUGCGUCGUGUGGUACUGUUCAGAUUGUACAGGACCCGUACCUGAAGCCUAUCCAUGCAGCAGAACUUGACGAUCCAUUGUUGUCACAAGUAUCGGCCUCGAAAUGGACUAAUGUCAUCUCAAAUGAUGUACUUUUUCGAAGGCUGUUGAGUAAUUAUUUCCUUUAUUGUCACCCACUCCUAUACUGUUUCCACAUGAAGUAUUUCCUGCGAGAUAUGGUCGCCGGACAAACUCGAUUCUGUUCGUCCCUCUUAGUGAACGCUGUACUUGGUGCUGCUUAUCAAACAUAUGGCGCAGACCCUGACCGAUCCAAGCAUUGGCUGCCGGAUAACCUUGGAUACAAGUUCCUUGCUGAGGCGAAGCGGCUGUGGGAAUUGGAGACAGCUGAUAACGUUCAACUCACAACAAUACAAGCUGCGAUAGUCAUACAUCUGAUCUGCGACUUGAUCGGUGUGGACCACGUCGGCAACGCCUUCACUCAACAAGCAAUUGCCAUGUCGCAGGAGAUCAAUCUGUUCAAAAGUCCAACCCACAUCAAAAGUAAGAGGAUGCGGAAUGCACGUAUACUGUCGGCAUGGGGGCUUUUUGACUGGUGUUUGUUUGAAGCAUAUCACAUGUUCCGAAUGCCGUUAUUAAAGGACCCACCUGAGAUGCCAUUUCCGGAUCCCUUGACAAACCCGGGCUUCCAUGAUGAGAUGUGGCUACGUUACCCACUCGCCACGUCGACAGUGCCUGCCUAUUACGCUCACACUAUCACCGCAAGGAGACAUCUCAGUCAGAUCAAGAACGAUGUUGUUUACAAAGUUCGAAGUCGGAAUGGAUUUGAAGAUCCGCUUCUAUUCAGUACCAUACUGCAAAUAGAAAACAGACUGAAGAAUUGGUUUCAGAACCUGCCGCCGGCUAUGCAGGCGAGGAACAUCGUUUUUCCACCGCAGCUAGAAGUUCACCUUGAAUAUCACAGCAUCAUUGUCGAGCUGUUCCGACGAGGCAGAACCGGGGCAGAUAGAUCCCUGUCCGCGAGGAGGAUUCUCGAAUCGAACAUUCGAAUGGAGACCAUCCUGCGAAUUUAUUACCUCCGUCAUAGCUUCGACAGCUUCACUAAUACCAUGAUGGUCUUCAUGGUCUACAUUGGCAACUUGGCUCUCGAAGGCCUAAGCAGCAAUCAGCUGGACAACGCUAGCAUUGAAGCCCUCCGAUCAACCCUCAUUCUGUGCGUCAAUGGUCUGAAAAGCUAUGGGAAAGCAUUCCACGUCUCGAAGCUCGCUUAUUAUGCUUUAAGCAUGCGAAUGUCUCCGCGUGACUUACGACUGCUGCAGGCGUAUUCUGGCCCAGAAGACAAUGCUGUAGACGAGCAAGCAUUAAUAAGCCAUGUUCAUAGGUAUGCGUCUCCUGGCCUAUCCCUAUCUUCAACGUCAAAGAUGAGGACCCCGAGAAAGCGAGGUUAA
Messenger RNA from Alternaria atra, 2259 nucleotides. RefSeq lists its product as uncharacterized. Lineage: Eukaryota; Fungi; Ascomycota; Dothideomycetes; Pleosporales; Pleosporaceae. The record is from RefSeq and is a predicted model, not a curated record. The coding region runs from base 1 to 2259 and encodes 752 amino acids. The transcript has 9 exons.